Molecule: messenger RNA, 1824 nt
Organism: Saccharomyces kudriavzevii IFO 1802
Lineage: Eukaryota; Fungi; Ascomycota; Saccharomycetes; Saccharomycetales; Saccharomycetaceae
Product: arginine--tRNA ligase
Exons: 1
Coding region: 1-1824 (607 amino acids)
Biological process (GO): arginyl-tRNA aminoacylation; mitochondrial translation
Cellular component (GO): mitochondrion; cytoplasm
Molecular function (GO): arginine-tRNA ligase activity; ATP binding
Source: RefSeq, a predicted model, not a curated record
AUGACUAGCACAGAAAGCAUGAUUUCACAACUCAAGAAACUAUCUAUUGCGGAACCUGCCGUUACCAAAGAUUCCCAUCCUGAUGUCAAUGUCGUCGAUCUUAUGAGAAACUACAUUUCCCAGGAAUUAAACAAAAUAUCCGGUGUGGACCCUUCUCUCAUUUUCCCAGCUUUGGAAUGGACAAACACUAUGGAUAGGGGUGAUUUGUUAAUUCCUGUCCCAAGAUUGAGAAUCAAAGGUGCUAAUCCAAAGAAUUUAGCUGUUGAAUGGGCCGAAAGAUUUCCAUGUGGCGAUUUUUUGGAGAAAGUUGAGUCCAACGGUCCCUUCAUCCAGUUCUUUUUCAACUCUCAAUUUUUAGCAAAGCUUGUCAUCCCAGAUAUCUUAAACAGAAAGGAAGAUUAUGGUUCUUGCAAGUUAGUUGAAAAUAAGAAAGUCAUAAUCGAAUUCUCCUCUCCAAAUAUUGCCAAACCAUUUCACGCUGGUCAUUUGAGAUCCACUAUUAUCGGCGGCUUUUUAGCCAACCUUUAUGAAAAAUUAGGCUGGGAAGUUAUUAGAAUGAACUAUUUAGGUGACUGGGGCAAACAAUUCGGUCUUUUGGCUGUUGGUUUCGAGAGAUAUGGUAGUGAGGAAGCCUUGGUUAAGGAUCCGAUUCACCAUUUGUUUGAUGUCUACGUCCGUAUCAACAGGGAUAUCGAAGAAGAAGGUGACGCCAUUCCAUUAGAAAAAUCUACUAACGGAAAAGCCCGUGAAUAUUUUAAGAGGAUGGAAGAUGGCGAUGAGGAAGCCUUGAAAAUUUGGAAAAGAUUCCGUGAAUUUUCAAUUGAUAAAUAUAUUGAUACUUACGCUCGUUUGAACAUCAAAUACGAUGUUUACUCUGGUGAAUCACAGGUUUCCAAAGAAUCCAUGCUUAAAGCCAUCGAUCUAUUCAAUGAAAAAGGCUUGACACACGAAGAUAAGGGUGCGGUUUUAAUUGACUUAACAAAGUUUAACAAGAAAUUAGGGAAGGCUAUUGUCCAAAAAUCGGAUGGUACUACUUUAUAUUUAACCAGAGAUGUCGGUGCUGCCAUGGACCGUUAUGAAAAGUACCAUUUUGAUAAAAUGAUAUAUGUCAUUGCUUCCCAACAAGAUUUGCACGCCGCACAAUUCUUCGAAAUUUUGAAACAAAUGGGUUUCGAAUGGGCUAAAAAUUUACAACAUGUCAACUUCGGUAUGGUUCAAGGUAUGUCAACUAGAAAGGGUACUGUUGUAUUCUUGGACAACAUACUAGAGGAAACUAAGGAAAAAAUGCAUGAAGUCAUGAAAAAGAACGAAAACAAAUACGCUCAAAUUGAACACCCAGAAGAAGUCGCUGAUUUAGUAGGCAUCUCUGCCGUCAUGAUUCAAGACAUGCAAGGCAAACGUAUCAACAAUUAUGAAUUUAAAUGGGAGAGAAUGCUUUCUUUCGAAGGUGACACCGGUCCAUACCUCCAAUACGCUCACUCAAGAUUAAGAUCAGUCGAAAGAAACACUUCUGGUAUUACGCAAGACAAAUGGAUAAAUGCAGACUUCUCACUACUAAAAGAACCCGCUGCCAUAUUGCUAAUUAGAUUACUGGGUCAAUAUCCUGAUGUCUUGAGAAAUGCCAUCAAGACUCACGAACCAACAACUGUGGUCACAUACUUAUUCAAGUUGACUCAUCAAGUUUCUUCUUGUUACGACGUCUUAUGGGUUGCUGGUCAAACUGAAGAGUUGGCAACUGCCCGUUUGGCUCUAUAUGGUGCUGCCAGACAAGUCUUAUACAACGGUAUGUGCUUGUUAGGUUUAACUCCUGUCGAAAGAAUGUAA